This is a messenger RNA of Apus apus (common swift), 3685 nucleotides long. RefSeq names its product cytochrome P450 2J4-like. The transcript has 9 exons. Lineage: Eukaryota; Metazoa; Chordata; Aves; Apodiformes; Apodidae. Gene Ontology annotation, cellular component: intracellular membrane-bounded organelle; cytoplasm. The coding region runs from base 1102 to 2676 and encodes 524 amino acids. Gene Ontology annotation, biological process: arachidonate metabolic process; xenobiotic metabolic process. Gene Ontology annotation, molecular function: heme binding; iron ion binding; oxidoreductase activity, acting on paired donors, with incorporation or reduction of molecular oxygen, reduced flavin or flavoprotein as one donor, and incorporation of one atom of oxygen. The record is from RefSeq and is a predicted model, not a curated record.
UAGUAAGUCAAGGGAGGUUCUCCUCUCCCUGUAUUCUGCCUUGGUGAGGCCACAUCUGGAAUAUUGUGUCCGGUUCUGGGUCCCUCAGUUCAAGAAGGACAGGGAACUGUUUGAAAAAGUCUAGCGCAGAGCCACGGAGAUGAUGAAGGGAGUGGAACAUCUCCCUGAUGAGGAAAGGCUGAGGGAGCUGGGUCUCUUUAGCUUGGAGAAGAGGAGACUGAGGGGCGACCUCAUCAGUGUUUACAAAUACUUUAAGGGCAAGUGUCUGGAGGACAGAGCCACGCUCUUCUCAGUGAUGUCCAGUGAUAGGACAAGGGGUAGUGGGUGCAAACAGGAGCGUAGGAGGUUCCAUGUAAACAUCAGAAAAACCUUCUUUCCUGUGAGAGUGACAGAGCACUGGAACAGGCUGCCCAGAGAGGCUGUGGAGUCUCCUUCACUGGAGACAUUCAAAACCUGCCUGGACAAGUUCCUGUGUGAUGUGCUCUAGGUGAUCCUGCUCUGGCAGGGUGGUUGGACUGGAUAAUCUUUUGAGGUCCCUUCCAAGCCCUAAGAUUCUGUGAUUAAACAAAGUGAGAUUAAAUAUUAAACCAGUUAUGUUUCCAGUUAAAUUUGAAAGCCUAACAAAUUUUACUUUUUGUGUUAAGCUUUAGAUACUCAUGUGGGCUUUUAGCUUUUACCAGCCUUGCCAUCACUGACUAUAUGUGUACGUGGAAUAUAUACAGAACAUUUUAAAGACUCCAAGAUUUAAUAUCCACUUACAUUUGCAUGCUUAAUUUGUAUGUAUGGCUAUAGCUUUUCUAAAAGCAUUCAUGACGUAUUUGUAGGAGCACGUACCAUCCACAGUUGUUUCAGAAGAUGAGAUGGAGAGUGUAUGUAUAGAGAUGUUUAUCUACAUCGCCUGGAAGAUCUUGGCCAUAAUCUUUUGAGACACUGUUCCUACAAAUCCUGUGAUCCAUAUUUGAUAAAUAUAAUCUGAAUGAGAAGAGGGAGAGGAGUAUGCAUCUAUUAACUGUGCUUGAGCAGGAGAUUGUAAUGAUUGGGAUGAAAAGGGAGUGGUUGUUAAUGAAGAGGGAGAGUUAGGGGUGGGGAAUAGUUAAUUACAUGAAAUAUAAGCUCUUAUGGAAAAACUGGUUGAGCAACCAGUCUUCAUGGCUUCAACACACUAUUUUCAAUAAAGACAAGCUGGUAAAAGCAGCCUUUAAAAUGUUGAUAGUAGGUCAAGUUCUUACAGCCUUGGCUGUAUUUUUUCUGAUUGUGCGGUUUUUAAAGUUGCAACGAGUACGGAGACAUCUUCCUCCUGGACCCAUCCCUCUUCCAGUUUUGGGGACCUUGAUACAGCUGAACUUUCAGUUUAAUCGUGAUGUCCUCAUGAAGAUGGCAAAAUAUCAUGGCAACAUAUACACCUUAUGGUUUGGAUGGACCCCAGUGGUCAUACUGAAUGGAUUUCAAGCAGUUAAGGAUGGUAUGACCACGCACCCUGAAGAUGUUUCUGGUAGACUAGUAUCUCCUUUCUUCAGAGCUAUGGCCAAAGGAAAAGGGAUUAUGUUGGCAACUGGUCACACCUGGAAGCAGCAGAGGAGGUUUGCACUGAGGACUCUGCGCACCCUUGGUCUGGGGAAAAGAGGUCUGGAGCAUCGAGUUCAAGAAGAGGCCCGCUACCUGGUAGACUUCUUUGCAAGUAUGAAAGGCAAACCCCUGGAUCCUUCUUUUCCUCUCAUUCAUUCCGUCUCAAAUGUAAUUUGUGCUGUUGUUUUUGGACAUCGCUUCUCUAGAGAGGAUGAAACCUUCCAUGAACUGAUUAGAGCCACAGAGCGUCUAUUCAAAUUUGGAGGCAGCCUUGUUCAUCAUCUGUAUGAAAUCUUCCCCUGGCUGAUGUGCCAUCUCCCUGGCCCUCACAAGACUGCAUUGGCUUGCUAUAAUGUCCUGAGCUCUUUUACAAGGAGAGAGAUCAGAAUGCACAUAGAGCGUGGGAUACCAGAUGAGCAGGAGGAUUUCAUUGACUUUUACCUGGAUCACAUUGAAAAAUCCAAAAACGAACCCAUGUCGACUUUCAAUGAAGACAACAUGGUUUAUUCUAUAAAUGACCUUUUCUUGGGUGGGUCAGAGACAACAAGCACUACUUUGAACUGGGGCCUGCUCUACAUGGUGGCCAAUCCAGACAUCCAAGAGAAAGUGCAGAAGGAGUUGGAUGCUGUUCUGGGUCCUUCCCAGUUAAUCUGCUAUGAGGAUCGGAGGGAGCUGCCCUACACGAACGCUGUGAUCCACGAGAUCCAGCGCUUCAGCAACAUUGUCUCGGUUGGCAUGCCCCGAAGGUGUGUGAGGAACACCACCUUGCUUGGCUUUCCCCUCAGAAAGGGCACUGUAGUUUUUCCAAAUAUUGCUUCAACAUUGUAUGACCCAGAGCAGUGGGAAACACCUCGGAAGUUCAACCCUGGUCACUUUCUGGAUGAAGAUGGAAACUUUGUGAGCCGAGAAGCCUUUUUACCAUUCUCAAUAGGGCACCGUGUGUGUUUGGGGGAGCAUCUAGCAAGGACCGAGCUCUUCAUUUUCUUUGCCAACCUGCUGCGGGCCUUCACCUUCCGGCUGCCAGAGGGGGUGACAGAGAUCAGCACGGAGCCCAUUCUGGGGGGCACGCUGCAGCCCCACCCCUACAGGCUCUGUGCCAUUCCACGCUAGGGUGGACAUGUGCAGUAUGUCACAGACCAUCAGCAGUCUUACUUACCUGCGUGAAUGUAUGUCUUGAGACUUUAUAAUGUCUUUCUCUCUAUGAUAUGAAUUUCUGCUCCAAAAGCCACCUUGUGUCCGCAGCAGGUAAAUUUGCUCAGACCCUGUUAGCUUUUGAAGGUUAUUUUUUCUUCUUUGGGUAAAAGUUCUUUUGAUCUGGAGCACACCAUCAUCCUCAGCCAUACUGCCAUCACACAGUUGUUGUCUGGCCUGGCAGAUUUAAAUCUGGUACUUGAGCAAAUGACAAAAUUGACUGGCAGACGUAGAAAAUUAAUUCAUUAUCUCUGAGCUAUCCUGUUUUCAAAAGUAACGGAGAUUGGAAAAAACAUACCUGGAAAAUUUUGCCUCUUUAUAUUGCUGUUAUCACUCAUAACAUUUCAGUCAACUUUUUGUCAAUGGUCACUAGUAAAAGAUGUGAAGGAAAAAUAAGCAACUAGUUUUAUUUAUGGAUGACAAUUUCUAGGUAUGACCCAGCAGAACAAGUACAUGGCAUCUUUAAAACUGCAGAGGAUAAUUGGUGUGAGUCCAGCCGAGAAAAGGUACAGGCUGAAAGUUGGUUACAGAGUGAAGAUACAGAAAGAUAGGGGUUUUUUAAUUAUUAUUAUUUUUAGGGCAGAUGCUUGUAAUAUUUUAAAAUUCUGCCAAGUUUAUUUUUGGAAAGUCCUUUCUAACAGAGCAACUGUUUACUCCUGUGAGUUAGCUCCUGUUGGGAUUGGCACUGGGUGGUUGCAAGGAGCUCCUCCAAGGAAAAUUUUGGGUUGAGGAGCCUGCUGGAAUUAAAGCUGAUAGCAAAUUGAAAAAUAUACACGGAAAAGACCACAGAUACAUUUUAAACACCUCAGAAGUUCAGCUGUAUACCUGAAGCUAGAAAGGCUUGUCAUAUACACAAAAUAAUGGUGAAAUUCAGUGAGAGAGCCUGUAAUAGCAGAAAAGGGAAAAAAUAAAAUUGUUCCUGUGGUGA